UAAAGGCAGUGAUAGUACAAAGGAAACAUCUCAAGUGGUUUUUCUGAACUCACGGUGGCAGUGGUAUUUGAAACAUGGCAGACAUCAUUGACUGUAAUUUUCCUGUGUGGGGCCUACUGCCUAAAAAAGAAACAGGUGUCACACAAUUUCUCAAUAAAUAUCCCGAAUACGAUGGAAAAGGCGUCGUCAUAGCUAUUCUCGAUUCUGGUGUCGAUCCUGGAGCACCGGGUUUGCAGGUAACUCCGGAUGGAAAAACAAAAGUAAUUGAAAGAUUUGACUGUAGUGGUGCUGGUGACGUUGAUACAAGCAAAGUUGUCCAGGCUCCGGAUGGAUAUAUAAUUGGUAUCACAGGUCGUAAAUUAAAGGUCCCUUCAAAUUGGGUCAAUCCUAGCAAUGAAUAUCAUAUUGGUGUAAAAAAUUUAUAUUCAUUAUAUCCUGGUAAAUUAAAAGACAGAAUUACUGCCGAACGUAAGAAAAACCUAUGGGAUGAUGGACAAAAAGCUGCCCUUGCCGAAGCUUCUAGACAGUUACAAGAAUUCGAAGCAAAAAAUUCCAAAUCAAGCAAUGGUGGGGAAGAAAAAUUGGAGAAAGAGGAAUUGGAAGCCAGAGUUGAAGUACUCACCAAUGCAGAAAAAAAAUAUUCUGAUUCUGGACCUGUAUAUGACGUAGUUGUAUUCUUCGAUGGCAACGUUUGGAGAGCAUGCAUUGAUACUUCAGAAGAAGGUGACUUGGAAUCUGGUGUUUAUCUCGGAGAAUAUUCUGUGACGAAAGAGUAUGCACCUUUAACAAAAGAAGAUCAAUUAAACGUUACCAUUAAUGUCCACGAUGAAGGAAAUACUCUUGAAAUAGUUAGUUUGUGUUCAAGUCAUGGAACUCAUGUAGCUUCAAUCGCAGCAGCUUAUUUUCCUGAAAAUCCAGAAUUAAAUGGCGUAGCGCCAGGUGCUCAAAUAAUUUCAUUAACAGUUGGAGAUGGGCGUAUAGGUACUAUGGAAACAGGAACAGCUAUAGUAAGGGCAAUGAUAUACAUCAUGCAACGUAAAGAAAAAGUUCAUGUUAUAAAUAUGAGUUAUGGUGAACACGCGCAUUGGUCUAACACAGGACGAAUAGGAAGAUUAAUGAAUGAAGUAAUCGAUAAAUAUGCUAUUACGUGGGUUGCAUCUGCUGGAAAUCUUGGGCCAGCAUUAUGUACUAUUGGAACACCACCUGACAUCAGUUCAAACAGUAUUAUUAGUGUUGGUGCUUAUGUUUCACCUGAUAUGAUGGUGGCUGAAUAUUCUUUAAGAGAAAAAAUGCCUGGUAUGCCAUAUACAUGGUCUUCUCGUGGGCCCAUGAUAGAUGGUGGUGUUGGUGUUACUGUAUGUGCUCCUGGUGGAGCUAUUACUAGUGUUCCUAAUUUCACGUUAAGAAAAAGUCAACUUAUGAAUGGUACAAGUAUGGCUAGUCCACAUGUUACUGGUGCAAUUGCAUUACUUAUAUCUGGACUUCUUGCUAAGGGUUGCCCAUAUUCUCCGUACAGUAUAAAAAGGGCUCUUGAAAAUACUGCUUUAUACAUAUCAAAUUUGGAUCCAUUUGCACAAGGUUCAGGUUUAUUACAAGUUGAACGUGCUUUUGAUAAUCUUGUUACUUAUAAUGAUGCACCAGAAAGAGAUGUCAGAUUUGCAGUCAAUUGUGGCACAAAUAAUUCUAAAGGAAUUCACAUGAGAAUUGGGGUUAUUGAUCGUCCAAAAGAUUAUUCUGUUACCGUUGAACCAGUAUUUCUUGAUAGCGAAAAUACUGAUCCACAACGUAAGAUUGAGUUUAAUUUAAAAUUGACCUUGGUAUGCGAGGCAUCUUGGGUCAAGUUUCCAACGCAUCUUGACCUUAUGCAUAUGCCUCGUUCUUUCGCAAUUAAUAUUGAUGGCUCUUCUUUGCCAGAAGGUGUUCAUGCUGCAAGCAUUAGAGCUUAUGAUGUAACCAAUAUUGCAAAAGGCCCAGUGUUCCAAAUUCCUAUCACCGUAGUGCAACCAAUGGUACUGCCAAAAGCUGCCCUUCUCCCUGAUCUAACAUACACAAAUGUUUUAUUUAAAUCAAAUACAAUCCAGCGUCAUUUUAUCCUCGUUCCUGAAGAUGCCACGUGGGCAGUCCUCAAGAUAAAGAGUACAGACAAGGACAAAAAUAGUAGAUUCAUAUUUCAUAGUAUCCAAUUGAAACCACGAUUAGCUUGUAAAACGCUUGAACUUAACAAAAUGAUAGGAGUUACACCCCAAUCGGAAUGUGUACAACCAUUUGCUGUUGAGGGUGGUUUAAUCGUAGAAGUUGUACUUGCUAAAUAUUGGGCAAAUUUAGGGGACGUAUCGAUAGAUUACACAAUUGAGUUUCAUGGUCUUCGUAUAAUAAAUGGUAACUUAACGAUGCAAUCAGGCGAUGGUAUUAAUCGCUUAGAACUACGAAGUUCAAUGAGAAUCGAAGAAGUUGUACCAUGUGUUACACUUAAAUCAUCUGUACAAAUUUUAAAACCAUCGGAUUCUAAAAUACUUCCAUUACGAGCUCGUGACGUUAUUCCACCUGCAAGACAAAUAUAUGAAUUACAAUUAACAUACACAUUCCAUUCAGCAAAAGCAACCGAAGUUACACCCAAUGCUGCGUUGCUUAGUGAUUUGCUGUAUGAGAGUGAAUAUGAAAGUCAAAUGUGGAUGAUUUAUGAUUCCAACAAACAAUUAAUUGCUUGCGGUGAUGCAUACCCAUCUAAGUACACCAUUCAAAAAUUGGAAAAAGGCGAUUAUACAAUUAAGAUGCAUGUUCGUCAUGAAAAGAAAGAAUUAUUGGACAGAUUAACAGAAAUGCCAUUGCUUUUGAGUCAAAAACUCAAUAAUCCAAUAACCCUUGACGUUUAUGCUAGUCAAACUCAAGCUUUGAUCGGUGGAAAAAAAAUGGUUGCAGCAUCUAUUCCACCUGGACAUAUUUUCCCGUUAUACGUUGCACCUAUAUCUAACGAAAACAACACAGAAAACAAGCUAUCCAAAGGUGCUACUCUUGGUAGUUAUUUACAAGGUACAAUUACACUUUGUAAAGAUGAGAACGAUAAGAAAGUAGAUACUCAUACAUUUAAAUACGUAUUGUCUGAACCAACCAAAAAACAAAAUAAUUGUACGUCUAAAUCAGACAAGGAAAAAACUACUAAAUGGGAUGAAUAUACCGAAGCAUUACGAGAUUUAAAAUGCACAUGGCUUGCAAAACUUGCACCAUCCAUAAAACCAGGUGAAUAUGCAAACUUAUUGUAUGGAGAAUUGAAGAACAUAUUCUCUGAUCAUUUGCCUAUACACACUGCCAUGUUGACAUCCUUGGAUUCACCUGAAGCACGUCGUCAUCUACCUCAUGAUGAUAUAUCAGAAGUUUCGAUUGCUCUUGCCAAUCAAAUACUAGCCGUUGCUGAUAUUGUUAUUACAAAUAUUGAUCAGGAUAAAUUAUUAGCCUAUUAUGGCCUAAAGACUGAUCAACGACCUGAUGCUGCCAAAAUAAAAGCAACUAUGGAUAAACAAAAGAAUAUAUUAAUAGAAGCAUUAGUGAAGAAGGGUUGUGCAUUGGCACGACUAUAUGUUCAUGGUAAAAGUCAAGGCGAAGUUAAUGGUCCUCUUGAGCAUUUACUUGUAGGUGUUACAAACAUUUGGCAAGAAGUACAGAAAUUUGCAGAACCAACUGACACCAAGGUGCUUAUAUUAUCAUUGUGGCAUGCACAUAUUAACAAUCAUUAUGGACGUUAUUUGAAAUUACUGACACGUUUCUACGAAGAGAAACCACUCAAAGAAAUAGAUGAAAAGUGUAUAGAAAUCACAAGGGUUUUGGGCUGGAAUUAUUGGUCCCGUCAUCUAAUCACAAGCAUACCAACGCGUUAUCCAACAACAUAUAGGACAUUUUGAUCAAUAAUUUAACACAAUUGUUGACUAACAUCGUAAUAAGA
Polistes dominula (European paper wasp) is the source of this 3937-nucleotide messenger RNA. RefSeq names its product tripeptidyl-peptidase 2. Gene Ontology annotation, molecular function: tripeptidyl-peptidase activity; serine-type endopeptidase activity. Gene Ontology annotation, cellular component: cytosol. The record is from RefSeq and is a predicted model, not a curated record. Gene Ontology annotation, biological process: proteolysis. Lineage: Eukaryota; Metazoa; Arthropoda; Insecta; Hymenoptera; Vespidae.